CUGAACCGCGUGACACAGCCCUGGCCGUGCAAGCCCAUCCCUUAUAAGAUCUGUUUUUUUCCACAGUGCCGAAAAAAUGGACUAAAUACGAAAAGGCCCCUUGAUUUUCAGAAGCUGUAAACUCUAGGGUUUUACAAGAUUUUAGCUUUCAUACUUCCCUCUGAAAUUCGAUCUCGCAGACUCUCUUUCUUCUUCUUCUUCUCUUUUUCCGGCAGAGGGAAAUGUUUCGAUCUCUGUUCUAUAAAUUGGGAGUAACUCUGAAAAGGCAGCUCAUCAAUGGAGAAUCAUCUUCUUCUUCAUCAUUUGCAUCAACAGCUAAGUAUUAUUUUUUUACAUCACAAAAUCAAAAUGUUCUAAUUAAGAAUUCUAGGGUUACUACUAUCUACCCUUCCUUCUCUACUGCUGUUGCUGCUGCUAGUAAUGACCGAGUUAAAAGAGUGAUGGUCAAUGUAGAGCUUUUCAGAAAUGAAGGUGUCCCUGAAGCUAAUAUUUCUGAGUAUCUAAUUCUACAUCCAAAAUCAUUUACGGCCAAUAGAUUUGUUGAGAUCUUAAGAAAGGUUAAAGGAAUGGGUUUCGAUCAUUUAGAGAGCACAUUUCUUAAAGCUGUUCAUAUGCUGACAAUAAUGAGCGAAGCCAGUUGGAGAAACAAAAUGGAUGUUUACAAGACAUGUGGGGGUUGGACUGAGGAUCAAAUUCAAUCAGCGUUAAGGAAGGAUCCUGGUUGUAUGAAGGCCUCUGAGAAGAAGAUUAUGGCGGUUAUGGAUUUUCUUGUGAAUGAGAUGAGUUAUGAUUCAUCAAUUGUGGCUGAAAACCCAAUAGUUUUUUGUUGCAGCCUGGAGGAUAAGAUUAUCCCAAGGUGUUCUGUUAUCAGGGUUUUAGUCUCCAGGGGUUUGAUUAAGGAAAACAUUUCUCUAGGUACACUUGCUACCUUGGUAGACGAAUCUUUUUUGGAGAAAUUUGUGACAAAAUAUGAGCAAGAGGUUCCUGGACUAAUGAAGGUAUUCGAAGGGAAGUUGAAUUACCAAAAGCUGCUGCAGAAGUGAAGGAACUGCUAAUAUUGGGCAGCGAGAAUUGGGCUUGGUCAGAAUAUACUUUGGUUUUGGGAUUCAGGUCUUUGUGUAUGUGUCCUUUUCUACGGUCUAAUUAACUCCCGGGUUUGAUUCCCUCUCAUCUCCUGUACCUGGUUUUCGAUGCAGGGAAGUUGGUUUAAGCUUCCUCUAUUUGCUCAGCGGAUAUUGUUCUUUUCUCUCUCUGCUCUUGCCUCAACUCCACACAGAUCCUUUUACUCCACGUCUAUACUUGGAAUCAUAUCAACUGCUGCCGAGGAGAAAUAGCAGAGAAAAGGGAGAGGUUCAUAUAACCUCCAGCAGGGAACAUUUUGACAGACAUUAGCAAACUCUUUACAGAAGCUGUACAUUUUUUUUUCUUUCAGGUUAUGUAUUUUAAAACAUAGUGAUAAUUGGCAUCUUGGUUUAGCAAUUUUUUGAGAGAUCUCAUAAACCAAGCGACGAGAUUGAAGUAGAAAGAGACGAGGGCUCCUGACAAUGAUUAAGCUAAUUGUUUCUGUCAGGGUUUGUGUAUGUUACUUCUGUUUAUUUCGUUAUUAUUGCGCAACUCGUGGAACCAGCCACUGCGCAGAUUAUCCGUAA
Molecule: messenger RNA, 1649 nt
Organism: Papaver somniferum (opium poppy)
Lineage: Eukaryota; Viridiplantae; Streptophyta; Magnoliopsida; Ranunculales; Papaveraceae
Exons: 3
Coding region: 222-1043 (273 amino acids)
Biological process (GO): chloroplast organization; regulation of DNA-templated transcription
Cellular component (GO): chloroplast
Molecular function (GO): double-stranded DNA binding
Source: RefSeq, a predicted model, not a curated record